GAAAUUAUUAAGUUUUAUGAUAUGUAUAAAAAAUUAUACAGAAAAGGAAGAAAGGAGAUAUAAGAUACGAGAGACUUAAUUUUGUCAAAGAUUCAUAUAGAAUCAAAAUUAAUAUGAAAAAAAUCUGAUUAUUUUAAAAUAAUUAUAUUGUAAUAUACACUUAUACAAACAUUACUUAAAAUUAUGCCGAAUGUUGUAAUGUUUGAUAAUUCUUUUACAUAAAAAUAUAAGCACAAAUUAAACGAAUCUUAUUGUGAAAACAAUGAAAGUGAUGGAUUUAGUCAGAAAUUCAACAGCUCGCGAUAUUUUAUACCUUUCGGAAGUCACGCUUGAUGAAGUACGAUAAUUAAGUGGUGUACAAUAACAGAUCGGAAGCACGGGAGUGCAACGUAACAUAUUAAGAAGCCGCCUUGUAGUUAACUCGGCGUUUGUCUUAACGUGAAAUAUAAAAGCACCAUCUGUCAGGGAACAAUAUGUCCGUUUCUUCGAGUGCGAGCGUCUCGAUAUUUAAUAUGGCAUCGAUCAGUUGCUGUUACCACAAAAACGUUUGUAUGCGGUAUGGCCCUAGAAGAAUAAUGCCCAUUAACUUUUACGAGGUGAUUUACAUGAUUGUCCGAAUAUCUCAUUAUACUACAAAUUAGUCUGCACAAAUUAGAACUAGUCUUCAGAACCGAACCUUCGAAGCUUAAUGAUCCAUCGUUCAAAAACGAAUAUAGAUUACCAGCGGUCCUUUAUAGCGCUCGUUUGCCGCGCCAUUUGCCACACUCUACGGUAUAAUGUUACCUUUACUUCUGUAUGUGUGUGCGUUACGUUAAUGAAAUUAAAAAGUUCACGAGAAAAUCAUAAUUGUGGAAGAAAAAUGAAGCGCGUGUGGACAGAGGGUCACAGAAGCAUUCUUCAUGCUCGUUUGACAUUCCAUGAGGAAUACGAUCGCAACAUGCUACGGCCGAAAAUCUUGCGGCGGCUGCCAGAGGUAGAACGGAAGAUAGAGAAAAAAAAGAGCCGAGCGAGAAGAAGCCGUACCGGUCCCCCAUAAUUAUUCAUGAAUGAGUUAUCGCUCCGCGUAAGAUGUUGUUUGUGUCACCAGGUACGGCAGUCAACGGUGACCGUACGAAGCGAAACAGAUAUAGCGGAUCCUCCCGAAAAUGGCGCGCUUCUCGACGCUGUUCCUUGAUCGGAUCUUAACGAUUCCUCGCAUUAGGAGACUUUGCAAACGGCGCGAUUAAUCGCGCACUCGCUUGUAUCUUAAUGCGAUUCCCCGGGGGAGGAGGAGGGAAGUCCCUGAUGCUCUCAUUGCGUAAUGAUUCGAAGCGCGUAAUAACGCUGCCCGCCGGGCAGCGACCGGUUACCGUUAAUUACUCUUUAGCUUCUCUGCUUGCUGCCCUGCUCUACUGUUCAUCCCUCUUUGAUUUUUCGCAGCGCCUCGCCUCCGAGCUCGUCCUUAUAGACGUGAACGAGGAUCUCGCUAAGGCGGAAGCAGAAGACAUCAGCCAUGCAGCGGCGUACCUCGGCAAUCCCAAGAUUGUCGGUACCAAAGAUUACGCUUAUGCCAGAGACGCAGCGGUAUGCGUGAUCACAGUUGGAAGCCAGUCUCGUGAAGAUCAGCAACCGGCCGAUUAUCUAGAGCAUAAUCUGAAAAUUUUCAAGGACGUCAUCCCGAACGUUUCCAAGUACGCGCCGAACAGCGUUCUUCUCAUUCUUUCGAAGCCAGUUGACAUUCUAUCGUACGUUGCUAUGAAACUGUCUGGAUUUCCACCGAAUCGUGUUCUAGGACUAGGAACAUUUCUAGAUAGCUGCAGAUUUCAGUACUUCAUCGCUCAAAAACUCGGAAUUUCAGCAAGCGCGAUUCAAGCAUUAAUUAUCGGUGAAAGUGGACCGACUUCUGUGCCGAUCUGGUCAGCUGUUGCGGUAAUGGGCAUGCCUUUAAAAGACAUAAAUAAAGAGAUCGGCACAAAAACAGAUCCAGAAUCCUGGAGGGAUUUACAUACGAAGGUCAUUAAUAGCGAUAACGAGUUGAUCACCAAGAAAGGUUACCAUAGCUGGGGAGUCGGAAUCUGUACGAGCGAAAUUGUUGAUGCUAUCGUGCGCAAUACUUGUGCCUGUUUUACUGUCUCUACGUUCGUGAAGGGCUGCCGACACGGACUGGAAAAGGAUAUUUUUAUGUCAUUACCAUGUAUAGUAGGAAGAAACGGUGUACAGUCCUUUAUUCGUUUGUUGUACACAUCUAAAGAGCAAGAAUUACUCACGAUAUCUUGUCGAAGAAUUUAUGAAGCCCAAAAAUUGGUUCUCGACAAAAUUGAAUAAAUAAGAAAUAUAUUAAUUAAAGUAUUUGUCUUACAAUU
Molecule: messenger RNA, 2342 nt
Organism: Pogonomyrmex barbatus (red harvester ant)
Lineage: Eukaryota; Metazoa; Arthropoda; Insecta; Hymenoptera; Formicidae
Product: L-lactate dehydrogenase A-like 6A
Biological process (GO): lactate metabolic process; pyruvate metabolic process
Molecular function (GO): L-lactate dehydrogenase (NAD+) activity
Source: RefSeq, a predicted model, not a curated record